Messenger RNA from Striga asiatica, 3642 nucleotides. NCBI's taxonomy places the organism in Eukaryota, Viridiplantae, Streptophyta, Magnoliopsida, Lamiales, Orobanchaceae. The record is from the annotation of a GenBank genome assembly.
AUAAUAAAAAAGAAAGUUUCUUUAUUGUUGAUGUAUUUGUUGAAGUUGGGACGUGAGAAAAAGAAAAAAAAAAAAAUGUUGGGAUGUGAGGACAAAGUUAAUAGCAUCAGUUUGUGUGGUUCUUAUUCUUCGUUUGCUCCGGCUAAACUCUAAACUCUCUCUCUCUCUCUAACUCUGCUUCUGCUUCUGCUUCUGCUUCUGCUUCCUGUUGCCGUUUCUCUCUCACACACAGCUUUAUUUUAUUUACAAAGCGGUGUCUCUAAAUUGUGUGAAACAGAUGUUCUCCCAAUAAUAUCAUCCUUUUCUUCUUCUUGUGUUUCUAGUGAAUUGGCUUCAUGAGUUGGUUUUUUGCAGUGUAACUGCAUAUGAAUCUAUGAUCAAGAGGAGGGAGCAACUCCACAUACAGUAGUCACAGUCUGAAGAAGCAGUUGUUUAAAAAAAAAAAAUGGGUUUUUUAUUUCUGAAACCACGAACGCUGUCCUGAUUUCAGAAUGGAUGAGAAGAUUUUCAAAGCACCGUUUACCAAUUUCUUAAGAUUACGUGUAUACCCUAGCAUUAACGUGAGUAUACUAAUUGGCGGAUAGUUUCAUAUAUAUAUAUACAUAUAUAUACCGCUUGUAUGGAGGGCUCAUCUGAGUCUGAUUGGCGGAGGUCUGAAAGUUGGAGAGGGUUAAGUUCGUCUAUAUUGGACAGAAAUCGCCGAAUUCCACGAGCAAACAACACCGUCAGGUUUUCAGGUGACAGCGCAUCUCACGAUUCUGGCUACUUGUCUGUGAGGAAAGGUACAGAGAAUCCUUGGCCCCAUAAUUUUAAAGCUCAGGCCACAAGCCCUGAGGAUGGGCCCGCCUCUGGUGGCCCGCCCAUGGCCCGGCCUGUUGAGUGCAAUGAUGUGAGUUUGAGGCAGUGGUUAGAUAAUCCCAAAAGGGCAGUCGACUCCCUCGAGUGCAUUCAUAUCUUUACGCAAAUUGUUGAUAUUGUGAAACUUGCUCAUUCUGAGACUAUUGUGGUUCACAAUGUUAGGCCUUCCUGUUUUGUCAUGUCCUCGCUUAACCGGGUUUCUUUUAUUGAGUCAGCUUCUUGUUCGGAUACUGGUUCAGAUUCUCAAGAACACGAGCAUGACUCUGUAACUCAGUUGGGGGCGUUAGAAGAUUCUCAGCUGGCGGGCUUUAAUUCUGAUAACAGUUGCUUGCAAUCUUGUUCGGGCCGGCCCGCGCAUGCUUUGGAAGCAAGUGGGAGUGAACGGAUAGGAAAUAAUAAUAUGAAGCACUCUUUCCCAAUGAAACAAAUUUUGGUUAUGGAGUCCAAUUGGUACACUACACCUGAAGAGUUAUCUGGUGGUGUUGCUACUUGUGCUUCUGAUGUUUAUCAACUUGGUGUUUUACUCUUUGAGUUGUUUUGCACUUUUAGCUCCCUGGAGGAGAAAAGCUCAACUAUGGCAAACCUGAAACAUCGUGUUCUCCCCCCGCAUUUGCUUCUCAAGUGGCCUAAAGAAGCUUCUUUUUGCUUGUGGUUGCUGCAUCCUGACCCAAGUAGUCGGCCCAAAGUGGGUGAGCUGCUGCAGAGUGAGUUCUUGAACGAGCCAAGGAAUGAUCUUGAGGAAAGGGAAGCCGCCAUUGAGCUUGGUGAAAAGGUAGAGGAGCUGGAUUUACUACUCGAAUUCCUCCUCACACUUCAGCAGAAAAAACAGGAUGCAGUUGACAGCUUGCAUGAGACCAUAUCGUGUAUAUCCUCCGAUAUAGAAGAAGCAACAAAGCUCCAGACAGCCCUCAGGGGCAAAGGCAUUUCGCAAUUGGACUUGGCCAAUAACUCAUCUCAAAAUCCCCAUUUGACGAGCAUCACUGACAAAAGUAACCCUGUCUUCUCGGUCUCGAGAAAGCGAACCAGGCCAGAUCAUGAUGUUUUCAAUGGCCCAGAUGAGUUCCCGGACGAACCUGAAGAUGGACAUUACCCAGAAAGCAAUCUCUCCCAGGAUUCCCGUCUGAUGAAAAAUUUCCGGAAAGUAGAAUCAGCUUAUUUUUUGAUGAGACGUCGGGCCGUAAAGCCCGCGGGCUGGCCCAUAGGAAGAGUCUGUAGUGAUGGAAAAGGGUUUAUGACAGAAAGAAGCUCAACCAGCAAUUUAUUCUCGAAAGAGUUGACUAAUGAGGACAAGCCAGGUGGGUGGAUCAACUCGUUUCUUGAGGGACUUUGCAAGUAUCUGGCUUUCAGUAAGCUAAAAGUGAAGGCGGAUUUGAAGCAAGGGGAUCUGCUGAACUCUUCAAACCUGGUUUGCUCCCUUAGUUUCGACCGUGAUGGGGAGUUUUUCGCGACUGCAGGUGUGAACAAGAAAAUCAAGGUGUUUGAGUAUAGUUCUAUAGUGAAUGAGCACCGGGACAUCCAUUAUCCUGUUGUUGAGAUGGCUGGUAGGUCGAAGCUUAGCAGCAUAUGCUGGAAUGGAUACAUUAAAAGCCAGAUUGCAUCAAGUAAUUUUGAAGGCGUGGUGCAGGUAUGGGACGUUACAAGAAGUCAAGCUUUCAUGGAGAUGAGAGAACAUGAACGUCGGGUGUGGUCUGUUGACUUUUCGGUGGCGGACCCCACUCUGCUGGCCAGCGGCAGCGAUGAUGGUUCCGUCAAGCUAUGGAAUAUCAAUCAGGCAAUUCUAUUUUUUGCACUUGGUGAAUGUCAAACUUUGAAACACUAAACGUACUAAUAAAAAAGCAAUGUUAAACGGUGCAUGGUGUAAUGAAAUUGUGAGUACAUAAUAUUUUUUUCUUCGUUUUUUCUUGCAUGGGACGGUAAAUCCAGGGAGUGAGUGUGGGCACAAUUAGGACAAAGGCCAAUGUGUGCUGUGUUCAGUUCCCCACUGAUUCGGGUCGAACCUUAGCCUUUGGUUCGGCUGAUCAUAGGAUAUAUUACUACGAUCUUCGCAACUCAAAAGUUCCCCUGUGUACUCUUGUGGGGCAUAAUAAGACUGUGAGCUAUGUGAAGUUUAUUGACUCGACAACUCUUGUGUCUGCUUCGACUGAUAACACGAUAAAGCUAUGGGAUCUGUCUAUAUGUACAUCAAGAGUUCUUGAUUGUCCUGUUCAGACGUACACGGGCCAUCUCAAUUUGAAGAAUUUUGUUGGCCUGUCUGUAUCUGAAGGCUAUAUUGCAACUGGCUCGGAGACAAAUGAGGUUUUUGUCUAUCACAAAGCUCUCCCAAUGCCGGCAGUGUCUUUUAAAUUCAAUAGCACCGAUCCAUUUUCUGGUGAUGAAGUGGACGACACCUCACAGUUCAUCUCGUCUGUUUGUUGGCGUGGUCAAUCAACCACCUUAGUGGCUGCAAAUUCCAUGGGAAAUGUUAAGCUUCUAGAGAUGGCUUAAUUUCGGUAAAAAGGAAUUUCGUGAUCCAAUUCCUAUUUCCAAAGGCACGAUACUUGGCAGAUUAAACAUAGACAAGCAGCUGAGUUUGCAAAUUCUGUGGAGUAAUAUACUUCAAGUUGGGAAAUUGAUGCCGGUAAAACAAAAUUUUGCGCUAGCUCUUAGUGAAUGAAAAUGUUGCAACAGGUUUUGUAUUUUGACUAAAGCAUUGUUGUAUAUAAGUAUGAGGUGAAGUGGAAGUAGAGAGAAAAGUGGAAGGGGGUGUAUUAUUAUUGUUUUUUUUUAUUUUAUUUUAUUUUAUUU